GCCUCAUCUGGGCUGGAGCCUUCUUCUUGCCAUUAAGUCCUCAGUCUCUCUCCACUCGCCCUCGCAAAGGCCGAACCGGUCUCAGUCGCCCAACUCUUGUGCUCGCCCUUAUUUUUCCGUGCAACCUCAGUAUUCUCUGUCGCAACCUUCAGACGUGCAAAUACAGGCUAGCCUUUGACGUUUCAGCGCGAGGCGGCCCCCAAGGCACCAGCCCAUGCGCCCUUAGAGCUACCCAUUCCCCUCCGAUCCCGAGCGGCCGCUGCUGGGCACUGCUUUCAAAAAUGGCCGGCGUCGAUUAUAAUUCAUGUUGGAAAAUAGAAACAGAGGAUUUCUACCCGCAUAUUUCUCAGACUGGCUACUCUUGCUUAGGAAUAUCAGUACCUAAUGCUGGCCCACCUAAUCCGGCGGCUACAAGUACCCUGGUGACUAACACGGCCUACUCCCCUGUGAGGACCGGUCCUAUCAAUACCGUCCGGGGCCGCAACAUCUCCCAGGGCUCCGAAGAGAUGGACUGGCAUGAGAUCAACCAUCCAGGAAGUCUAUCAACAUCGCCAACCUCAGCUCUGACUCCCGACAAUGAGGCCUUCGAACUAGACCUGCUGGAUUCGGAGUCUUUGCGCAACUUUUAUCAGUUUGAAGCCAUGGAGCCUCGUCCGAGGCAGGACCAGUCCCACCCGAUGGACAUUUCUGGCCAAGAUGCGACCGCAUUCAACUACGUUGGUCAUGACUCGCAGAAUUCAUUUGUAUCCAUACCAAGGCAGAUGCCUUCCAGGCCCGUGCUAUCUAGCAAUAUUGGCCACAUGGGAUCUCAUCCAUCAUACAACCAGAUGUACGCCAAUACGUUCACCCAGCAGUCACCGCAACAGGAGCCUUGGUCUGCUGUUGGCCACUUGCGAAACGAAAAUGUCUCAAAUUCCGACACACUUCUCUUCGACCCAGAGUCUUCAAUCAGCCUGGGCAGCAAUUGGCCCACUGCUACUGAUUACAGUAGCUAUUUAGUCUCUCCCCAUUCACCAAAUGACUUCCCGUCGCUGGACGCGGGAUAUGGUUACGAUAACCAAAUGGCGUCCGUGGAGAUGGAAGUGUCCAUCUCUGGGCCUCACCCGGAUCCAUACACCUAUAGACAGUCUCCAAACCUAGUUCCCAACGCGUAUGCUCAUGACUCUUUGGGAAGAGCGCCCUCGGAUGCUGCAUCAACGGGCGUCAUGUCGCGUCUAUCUCCAUUCCAGGAUCCGACAAGCCCGUUCUCGGCUCAGGGUGGCCUUUCUCCUGGAUCGGAGGGGGUGUUCUCCUCCUAUCAACCAUCAGAUCCUGGCGCAAAUAUGGACUCUUUCCAACCACUCGAACAUUUCAAGAACUCACCCUCGCCGGCGCCAACAAGCAGCAAUGCUUCCGCGUCAACAUCGCAAUAUGCAGCACCGAUAACCUAUGGACCGGAAUCUGUUCGCAGUAGGACUUCGAGACAACAAGCAAACAGACCUGGUGGCAGACAGCUCGGAUCCCAUCUCAGGCCAGAAGUAGCGAAGGAUGCACAUGAUAUGCGGAAGGUUGUUGCGUGUUGGCAUUGCGUCCUCCAACGAGAUAAAUGCGGCCCUGGCGAAAUCUGCGAACGCUGCAUGAAACGAUCUCUGAGACCCAAUACCGACUGCGGGCUGGGAUGUAGCCGAGUUCGUCUUUGGGAGCUUGCGUGCUACUUUCUUCCAAGUAUCACGACUUCGAUGCACGAGGAUAGCAAACUCACAGAUUUUGUUGCCCUACACAUCCACCAGUGGUCCAACACCGAGGUUUCACUAAGAAUGAGCUGCGGCGAAGGCCUUCCAGAAUUUCCCGUCAAAGUCUACGAAUUCACACCAAAAACGAAGGAGCUACUGCGGCAAUUCCAAUACAUUACCGACCAAUACACCGGCGAGCAGUCGCGCGUAGAGAAGCGCUCACCACCGCUAGGCAUGGUACAGAUCAACCACAAAGACGAACAAAAGUACGACAAAUACAUCGAUCUGAUCGUCGACAAGUACCUCCCCGUCUUCGCACACAACCAUCUCGGCUACGAGCAACACGACUUCCAGCUCAAGCUCUUCUUCAUGAUGACGCAGCUAAAGCCCAAAGCCGAAGACGAGAAGAAGCUCCUUCGUGAAGUUUUCAAGCUCGUCGUCGUCACCUACAUCAUGGGCCGCACCUUUACCAUUGCGGAAGACACCCGCGAGGAAAGCCUCCGCAAGCUCCACAGCUACCAGCCCGGCGUCUACGCUGAUGAGUUCUGCAGCCCGCGCAUGACGAAUCGUCAGCUCAAGUACUUCUUCUGUCGUCUACAGCAGACGAUCAUGCAGAACGUGCUGAACAAGCUUCAGCAGCUUUUCAAGAGUAGCAAGGGCUGUGACAAGUGGACGGCGGCGUUCUGCGCUAUCCUCGGCCUCGCGAUGGCGCAUGAAGAUAACCAGCAGACGAUCCAUCUGGUCAUGGAGACGCGCUCGGCCAGUCUGGAGAUCCUGCCGCAGGAGGCGAAGGCCCAGUCCGAACUCGCUUGCAAGAACAUUGACGAGCAGUUCGCGUUUGUGAUGGCGAUUUUCAGGUGGAAGUAUAAUCGUAGCUAUAACCCGCUCAAGGACGCAGACACAGUUGAUUGGGUAAGCAAACUUAAGGAUGCGGGUGCUAUUAAGUUUGUAAAGGAUGUCGCGGGAUUGGUUACGGAAAAUAGCGACUAUCUCUACAGGAGACAGCAUGUUAGCAUCGCCCAAGAAAACCAGGGACAAUACGGUUCCAGGCUCACGGCGCAAUUUCUCCUUUCCUUCUGGCUUCCGUCAUAG
This is a messenger RNA of Mytilinidion resinicola, 2804 nucleotides long. RefSeq lists its product as uncharacterized. Lineage: Eukaryota; Fungi; Ascomycota; Dothideomycetes; Mytilinidiales; Mytilinidiaceae. The record is from RefSeq and is a predicted model, not a curated record. The coding region runs from base 282 to 2804 and encodes 840 amino acids. The transcript is spliced from 5 exons.